This is a messenger RNA of Fusarium proliferatum ET1, 2364 nucleotides long. RefSeq lists its product as uncharacterized. The record is from RefSeq and is a predicted model, not a curated record. The coding region runs from base 1 to 2364 and encodes 787 amino acids. Lineage: Eukaryota; Fungi; Ascomycota; Sordariomycetes; Hypocreales; Nectriaceae. The transcript is spliced from 4 exons. Gene Ontology annotation, molecular function: carboxypeptidase activity.
AUGCCAGACGAGAACACGCCUCUCAUCCAAACCGUUCGGGUGGGCCCUCCCCGGAGGAGGUAUCCUCACCAGACCUGGCGUCGAUUCUUCACUCUGAUUUGCUCCGUGAUUCUCUUCGGCGGUUUUGGCUUAUUCGUGUUACAAACCUUUUUCAUUGGGCCUCGUCAUCAUCAUGGCCACCCUGGCUCUUGGUUACCCGGCAAGAGCCGUCUAAGCUAUGAGGAACUCGAGCGUAUCCUCUUAGAUACGCCGGACCCCAAGAAGGCUGAGGAAUGGAGCCGUUACUAUACAUCCGGUCCCCAUCUGGCCGGCGCCAACUACUCACAGGCCGAAUGGACCAGGGAUCGAUGGGAAAAUUUCGGUGUCAAGUCUGAGAUCGUGGCUUAUGACGCCUACCUCAACUACCCCGUCGAUUCUAGCGUUUCGAUUCUGAAGAAAUCGAAGAACGGAAAAGACUGGGAUACCACUUUCAAGGCCUCUCUCGAGGAAGAUGUUAUUGACCAAGAUCCCACAACGUCCCUCGAAAACCGCGUGCCCAUCUUUCACGGCUACUCGGCGAGUGGAAAUGUCACUGCUUCCUUCGUCUACGUCAAUUAUGGUACUUAUCAAGACUAUCAAGAUCUUGUUGAUGCCAAAAUUGAUAUCAAGGGCAAGAUUGCUAUUGCUCGGUAUGGAGGAAUCUUUCGAGGCCUCAAAGUCAAACGUGCACAAGAACUCGGUUUCGUUGGCAUUCUGAUCUACAGUGACCCUGGUGAUGAUGGAGAAAGGACCGAGGAGAAGGGGUACAAGCCUUACCCUGAAGGGCCUGCACGUAACCCCAGUUCUGUUCAGCGCGGAAGCGUAGAGUUUCUGAGCAUUCGCCCUGGCGAUCCAUCUACCCCUGGAUAUCCUUCCAAGCCUGGUGUUCCCCGAGCACCAGUCGAUGAUGCAACCCCUUCUAUCCCCUCCAUUCCUAUAUCAUACCGUGAUGCCCUCCCGAUUCUCAAAGCCCUCAAUGGUCACGGUCCAAAAUCCACCCACUUUAACAAGUACUGGAACAGGAAUCUCGGCCUCAAGUACAAGGGCAUCAAAUACAAUAUCGGUCCCACUCCGGAUGAUGUUGUUAUCAAUCUUUACAACGAACAGAAAUAUGUCACUACCCCUCUGUGGGACGUUAUCGGCGUCGUCAAUGGUACUAUUCCCAAUGAAGUUAUCGUUGUUGGAAACCACCGAGACGCCUGGAUUGCUGGCGGGGCUGGCGAUCCUAACAGUGGCUCUGCAGUCAUCAACGAGGUCAUUCGAGGAGUUGGAAAGGCCGUCGAGGCUGGCUGGAAGCCUCUCCGAACCAUUGUCUUCGCGAGCUGGGAUGGUGAGGAAUACUCACUCAUCGGCAGUACCGAAUGGGUUGAGGAAUAUCUCCCAUGGCUCACAGAAGCAAAUAUCGCCUACGUCAAUGUCGACGUCGGCGUCGGCGGUCCCGAGUUUACUGCUUCUGCAGCUCCUCUCCUCAAUCAGAUCGUCCGCGACGUCACAAGCGCUGUCCCUUCGCCCAAUCAGACUAUCCCUGGUCAGACAGUCAAUGACCUCUGGUCGGGCAGGAUCGCUACCAUGGGCAGUGGCAGUGAUUUCACCGCGUUCCAAGAUCAUGCUGGUAUUCCCUGUAUUGACUUUGGUUUCAAGGAGAGAGGUAACAGUGCUGUGUAUCACUACCACAGCAACUAUGACAGCUUCUACUGGAUGAAGGAGUACGGUGACGUUGGAUUUAAGUACCACAGGACUAUGGCUCAGAUCCUUGGUCUGACCAUUGCCAAACUUGCUGGGACCGUGAUUAUUCCAUUCAGUGCUACCGAGUACGCUGAUGCAUUGGGGGGCUAUCUUGACCAGGUCGAGGCUAAGUUGGAGCCUACCAAGGACGCUCUUACUGAGCAGGAUAUCUUCAAUAUCCGUGGUGCUGUCUCAUCAGGCAAGCCGAUUGGUAACGAGGACGAUUUCAAGACGAGCCUCAAGGAUAUUCGUGACCUCCUUGAACACUUCCACCUGAAGGCUAGCGAGCUCGACGCUGAAGCUGAAAUCGCCAAACAUCAGCUUGAGCAAGGCAUCCCGUGGUGGAACCUUGUUGAAAAGAUUCGGCUCGGCUAUACCAUCGCCAGGGUCAACAGGAGAUAUAAGUUGCUCGAAAGGAGCUUCCUCUACGAAGGAGGCUUGGAUGGUCGAGACUGGUUUAAGCAUGUUGUGUUUGCGCCCGGUAUCUGGACCGGUUAUUCUGGAGCUGUUUUCCCUGGUUGGGUUGAGAGCAUCGACGCCAAGGACUACAUCAACGGUCUCAAGUGGUCAGCCAUUAUUGGACGCUCCAUUAACAAUGCCAUUGACAGCCUUUCGGAUUAG